AUGUUGAAACCUGCGCAGUAGGUUCACGCGCACUCUAGUUGUAUCUCUCCUCUAUGGUGUCUGAACGUCUCUACAGUUCACGGUUCUUAUCAGUUCUUAUACUGUGGUUCAAUUCAGUUCGUUCGUGAACGACACAUCCCCAGUAUUUUUCUCAUAAUACGAAUGGGAUUGAGUGGUUAAAGUACUGUAUCUUACACCUGUCUUAUACCGUGGUUUAAAUGUAAUAAGGCCUGACCUGCAACUUUGUGAUAGACCAUUCUAUAAUAUGGCAGUGUUUGGAAUUUCAGGCCAUUCAGAUGUGUAUGAUGAUCUUCGUAGCGUGGGUUGUUGUAAGAGAUGCUGCUUGAGGUAUAUGGGGGAAAGAACGCCGGAGGCUUAUCAAGAUGUGGAUGAAUGGGUGACAAAGAAAGGAUUGGAAGACAUUUCAUCAGAUGAUCCCAAGUCAAAGCAGAUGAAAUGUAACCCAUGUGUUGUGUGUAUGGGUUUACUUCAAGGAAUUAACACUGAAGACACUGUUAAGAAGAUUGUGACAUAUGUUAAUGCCAAAGGAUAUGAUAGUAAAAAUUUUUCAUGUGCAGUUUCCAUUCCCAUUGCAUUUCAACUUCGUGCCUACUCUUUAUGGUUCUACUUAGUUGAUAAAUUUCCCUUGCUAUUUCCAAAUGUGGAUGAGCAACAAGAAAAUGUUAUAACUACUAUUAAAGUUUGGAAAUGGACUCUAUGUCCAUUAAUUGCAAAAGAAAUAGGUAAAGAUUUUGAUUCUGGUGCUACUUGUGAUUUUUCUGUUGCAAUUGGUGUGCAUUAUCCAGAUGAUGAAGAAGAGUGUUCUUGUCUUCACAACUCCAUCUAUUUUGCGGGUUGUUACAAUAAAUUCUCCCGAUCACUCAGCCAAACACCUUGGGUCAUUGAAGGUGAAAGAAGAAUGGAAUCCUCAGUGCAGGAGAUUAUCUGUGGUAGCAUUGAGAAAGCUUGUCUAGCAGAUGGAUCAAAAUUUGUGUCAUCUGGAAGAGAAGAUGUAGAUGUGAGAAUGUUGGGUCGUGGGAGACCAUUUGCAUGUGAGGUAUUAAAUCCUCGCAAAGUAAAGUUUAGCCCAGAGGAAAUUCAAAUUCUUGAAGCUAAAAUUAACUGUUGUACAGAAGAUGUGGCCAUCCGACAUCUUCAGAUAAUUCCAAAGCUGACGGACGGACUGCCAGUGGAUUCUCUCCCUGGAGUUGGUAGAGAAAGAAGUCUAAGGAAAGGCUGGAAGCCAGCUUACCACUGGCUCCCAGCCGUAAACCUAAGUGCUCAAAAUUGUGAGCGAAAAAUUGCAAAUGAGGAAGACCUGCAUGAAGUUGGUGCCAUGAGUUCAGACAGAGAGGAUUUGCAUCAUUUGAAAGCGGGAGAAGAGGCAAAACGUAAGCGUUACAGUGCUCUCUGUAUGUCUUAUGACAAAGUCUCUCUGGAAUCUCUUGAAAACUUGGAAAGUAUUCAUGAAGUGGUAUUGUGCCAAAAAACGCCUAUUCGUGUACUUCAUAGACGCCCAUUGGCUGUUCGGAAUAGAACAGUGUAUUCAAUGAAGGCCACUCCAUUGGAUGACAUAGAUGGCUUUGAGAACAAGUCACUAUUCAAGUUGGAUAUUGUUGUACAGGCAGGCACAUACAUAAAGGAGUUUGUGCAUGGAGAUUUUGGACGUACAAAACCGAAUUUAGGUUUGCUCUUAGGUGGUGUUAAUAUAGACAUUUUAGCUUUGGAUGUUGAGGAAAUCAUGUUAGAUUGGCCACCGCCGACCGAGAUUGCUGUAAAAUAAUAUUCACAUAUGUUCUUGUUUUCACGGGCUGGAACUAAGUGGAAUAAGUUGAUUUUUCCAGGAAAAUUUAAUAUUUAUUUUAGUGCAGUAUCAAUUGGUUUUGAAGUGGACAGCUGUUGAUAAUAAUGAAAAUUACAUUUAAAUUUGUCUCUUGCCUGUAGAUUUUCCAUAUUAUUAUGAAAGUAUCCUUUUGAUUGUUAAAAUGUAAAUAUUGUUAUGAUCAAAAUUGUUGAAUACAAAGUGUAUGUUUUGUUUCUAUUUUUAAAAUAAAAUAAUUUAGAAAAAUCCUUAUUAUGUAACAAUUUUAUCUAACGAAUUUUAUCAUGACAAAUGUGUAACACUUUCCACUUUAUAAAAUACUUAAUUUCUUUAAUCAAUCAGAUGAAUGAUCUGUUACAUGACCAUCAUUAGGAUCUUAUGAAAUAACAAUUCAUACCAUUGAAUGAAUAACAUAAAAUCGCUGAAUAAAGACAUGCAAUUUAUAUACCUGUAUUAGUUACUUAUGAUUAAUAAACAGGAAGAUUGGGUGUAAAGAAAUACAUUACUAUAACACUGAAAUUGCAUUCAUCUUUAGUUUAAUUGGAAUACAAAAUUAUACCUUCUACUUAACUUGUUUUCUAGCUUUCUGAUUAUGAAACUUUUUAACAGCCACAAACGUUUUGGCAGUUAGGUUGUAAAUAACAAACAAAAAAAAAGGUGUUUAUCUUAUAAAAAAUAAAAGUAUAUGAAGAUUUGAAAGGUUUGGAGUAAUGACAAGAAAAAGCCACAGUAAUUCUCCUGCUUUUUGUAAUCUUUCAAAUCUUGAUUUUUGUGAAAAUGUGACUUUUUGUGAAGAUGAAACACACUUCAACCAAUUUCUGGAUACUAUUAACAUUUCAUAGUCACAGGAGACCUGCUGUGUCUAGUACAGUUAAUCUUGGUCCUUACCCAAACCUUUCAUAUCAGUUGAAGAACUAAAAGAUUAGGUGUUUGUUUAAUCAUAAUAUCUUUUCUUUCAAACAAAUUUUGAACUUCAAGUCCAGAGGAAGUAUUAAAUGUUAAUUAUCUAUAAUUUUGUAGUCAAUUUUUUACAUCAAGAAAUCUUAAAUUUUUGUAUUUAAUUUUUUCACAAAGAUAAUUGUUCGAACACUCUUGGAAAUAAAAUAUUUUUGUUUGGUUGGUUUAUUUUUAGGGUGCGGUAAAAGAAGAAAAUCACUAAUUCACUACAGAUUAUUAUCUAUGUAAUAAAUGCUACAUAGAUAAUAUAUUUAAGAAGCAUAUUCUAUAUCUAUGUAGUAUUUUGUUAUGGCUGUCCUUUGCUGCAGUAUUGGAAUUUUUAAGACUAAUUUCUCAUCACCAUAAACAACAUACAAGCCAAAAAUAUAGUCUAUUUACAAAAUUUUUGUUGUUUUAGACAUAUUUUUGUUUCAUUGAUAUUUACAACAAUUUGCCGUCAUUUCAUCCCUUUGCUCUCCCAAUAUAAUUGGUUCAUUUAGUUAUCUGUUACAGGUUUCUUUGGCACAUUGAAUUCACAGACAACUUUUUUCAAAAAGUUGUAAUUACAGAAAAAUACUUCAUUAUAUCACUAUCUCAAAAAUAAUUUUCUUGUUUACAUGUAAUUUUAAAAAUGAGAUAUAUAUGAGAAACAUUCAAUUAUUCUUUAUAUCCAUCAUCUGGAGUCAAUUUUUUUUUCAUUUUCUUAUACAUUAUACAUAGAUAUUACAAAUAAGUAGACAAAGAGGUUCACAGUUUUCUACAACAGACUGUGAUUAAUGUUAAGUCUAACAUCAAUGUUCAAACUAUGGUACAUAUUUACAAGAUUUAAAAACUCUUUCACAUUCUUAUUCUCUAGAUGAUAGCAUAAUUCAAUGUAAGUUUGUGGAGGUGUGUGUUUGAUUCAAUAUCACUAAAUACAAUUUCAGUCAAAGAGCCUAUGUGAACUAUUACAAAAAAUUAAUGUGCAGCUUGCAAGUAAUUUAAAAAUCCAAGUCAGUAUUCUAAAGAGAUCAGUUGGAGACAUAAUUAGGAAUAAAUAUGUGAUUAAAGGUUCUGUUAUCUAAGAGCAGUAUAUUUAUCAGCUAAAGAAUUAAGAUUUAUCUCACUAUUGAACCUAGUAAUUUCAUAUAAUUUAAAAAUAAAAAGAAUUUUCCAUAUUCGUAGUUAUUCACUUGUAUUAAAAAGAAAUAGAAAGACAGGCACACAAUGUCCAUGUUUCAAAUACAGCCCAACACUUUUCUUUUCUUUUCGUUACAUACAACUGUACUAAAUUGUAUCUUUUAUUAUUGUUAGUGGUACUUUUGAAAACUGGUGUUUGGAAUUACAUACACCUUUGUCACACAUAUUGCAAAACUAAAACUUGUGAUGUUUAAUAUAUAUUCGUAUUAAUUAGAAUCUAAAUUACACUUAGAUCAACAGCAUAUUGUUAGUAAUUUCUCCUAAAACAUCACAAUUUCAGAUCAUUUUUAUUGCUACCAUGAUUUUGAGUACUGAUUAUUAACCAUAAGUUUGAUUUUUGACACUGAAAAUUUGGAUAUGCUAUGUUUUUUAUGAUGUUGAACAUAAAGACUAUUUUGUAUGUGGUCAUUACAAAACUAACAAAUUAUUUAUAUUUAACUAUAUUGUUGGUUAAAAUACAUUGAGUGUAUAUAUUAGUGUCCUUAAAAAUUAAUAUUUACUAUUAAAAAUCUCCAUUAGUGUAACCCCUUAUUAACUUGAUUUAGUUUUUUUAACUGUUCUACUUGCAUUUCUGCUUCCAUUCUUGGUAAGUCAAUACGUAAUAAUGUUCUCUUGAAUGUGAGGAUAUGUUAUCAGCUUCAUGAAGACGUCUGACAAUGUACAUCUGCUAAUAUGUAUGUAGAUAACUAAAUAUUUGUACUAUUCUAAACAUGUAAAGUACAUCUAUAAGGAUUUAAAUUAUAUAUUCACUAUUAAUAAAAAAUUAUAUUUUAACAACAUUGUAGAACUUUCAAUGACAAAAUUUGCUUCAACAAAAGAAUGUAUCUAUAUUGUAUUAUCUCUUCCAAUAAGUUAGAAAUUAUCCAUUGCGAAAACUAUACCAGUUCUUAGAUUUCGUCCUCAUGCAAUCAUGCAACAUGCAGAAAGCUACAAAAAUAUGUGAACUUCUUUUAAGAUAUCACAAAAAUUACAUUGAAUGAGUUUUGAAUAAAUUCAAAUUCUCAAAGUUAUGUUUGGAAUGAUUCUUAUGUUGUCAGGUUGACUUGAAUUUUGAAUGGAGUCAUGGCAUCAUUGCAAGAUGUGAAAAUGAAAAAUAGUCUGUAGGAAUAUUAUGAGUUGUACCUAUUUCAUUCAUCAGCAUUCAGUUUGUCAAUAUCACUAAAAAGGAAUUAUUUACAAUACCUCUACACUUGUGAUUUUUUUCUUGUCAAUAUAGAAAACUAUUCUAAACUGUAUGCAGAUAACAUUGCCCACAAUAUGAUUGCUCAUAAAAAUUAUAAUUUUGCAGAAUACAACAUGCCUCAGAGUACUUAUCAAUAGUCUUAUGGAUUCAGUUCUGCAAGUAAGGUACAAAGAUAUAGCCAAAAGCUCUCUUAUUCAGUACAUCCUCAUCAUUCAUCCUGUGACAUACAUCCAGACAUUCUAGUCUUCAUAAUAAUCAACACUCUAACCUCAAGAAAAUUAUUAAAUGUAUAAUUUUAAAAUACUUAUAUACAGGUUGUUACCAGUGAUUUUUAAUAUCGAAAAUAAUCACAUGUAAAUUAACAAUAAUUUUACAUAUUUUACAGUCUUUAAAAAGAUGAGUUGAAGUUAUGAUCAUGUAUUUGUAGAGACAUAUGAUAUAAGAAUAAUGUUGGAAAAUUGACAUUACAAGGCAUUAAUUUCAACAUUGCAUCCUCAGUUUUCUGAAUAUGUUUAAAUGCCAUUUUACCAUUUACAUAUAUAAAAACUUAAAAAUAUUGAUUAUUCAUCUUUAUUUACAUCCAUCAAAUUAAUUAAAUUAUGAAUUUUAUGAAUCUGCCUCCCUUGUUUUGUAUUUCUUGAAAGCAGUGCUUUUCUCUUGUUGAAAUAUUUACAUUAUUUUGUAUUAAUGUCAGACUCGCAUUUAAAUGAACAUUAUAAUAUUUAUUUUCAACUUCUGAACUGAUAUUCGGGAUGAAAGAGUUGUUUAUUUGAGUGAAUAAAAUAUUCUGAGAAACAUAUGCCUAUGGAAUUAAUUGCAAAGAAAAAAGGCAAUUCAGCUGUAAUCACCUUUUUUAUAACUGUUGGUGCAUUAUUAAUGUAUCUUGUUUAGUUCAUCAAUGAAAACUCUGAAAUUAAUGAAAAUGAUAUGAAAAUUCAAGGUAAUGAGAUCUGAUGUUACCAGUACUUGAUGUUAUUCUGCCCACCUGGAGUGUAGUGUUGUAAAAAAAAUUAAAUGAUAGGAAGACAUCAUUAAGUAGUUAAAUGCUUUGAGGGCAGUGUGGGACUUUGGGUCAACCGAGGUGGCAAUUCAUGUAAUCGCCGUUCUUCUAUUAAAUUGUACAUAAUAUAACGAGGCAAGUCUAUUUUGUAGUAGUGACAUUGGGUACAUUACAAUAUACAUUGUUUAAAUAUUUGGAAGUUGUAUUUUUUAUUUUGCUUUAUUAAUAAAAUUUUGAAACUGGUUAACUUAUUGAUACUUUUUCUAUGCUUCUAUGAAAUUUAUCAUUCUGUGAUAUCUCUUUAAAAAUGGUGGCCUGACUUACUCUGCCUAACAUUACUGCUGACUGGGAUUUCAUUCUUCUAUCAGUAAAGUUGGAAUAAUAAUCACAAAGGUACAGAGAAAUCUACCUGUAGAUAUCUCAAUAUUAUUUUAAAUAUAAUUAAAAUACUAACAUCAUUGCUGACAAUUUACAUUGAUGAAAUUCCAUUAUUAAGAUUCACACACAGAGUUUUGAUAUUUUGGAAAAUUGUGUUACAAGAAUUAAUAACAAACAAUAAUUUAUUUCUUGAAAAUUAAUUUCGUAUUUUGAAAUCAAGAAAAUUGAAUAGCUGAGAACAAAAUGAAUUCAUUAUUAAGGGGCAUGUAAUCAGAACACAUCAUAGUAUCAUGCUAUAGAGUGCUUUCCAUUUAUUACUAUGAAGUCUAGUUAAAAUACCCAUUUCUCAGUUAAUAUCAGUCUAAUCAUCUUCAAAACCAUUUCACAUCGGUUUUAGUGUAAAAAGAGAUUUUUUAAGAAAUUCCCUGAAGAUUAAUGAACCCCACCCAAUAAGUAUUUAUUGAAACAAAGUAGAAAUUGUGAACAAAUCAUUAUCGUUUGUUAAUUUUCAAACAUAUGAAUAUAAAACUACGUAAAAGCACUGCUUAAAAGUACGGAGACAUAUUUUAAAAACCUACAGUACCUAAGACUUGUUUUAUAAUAAAUUAUAGUUCUUAGUAAGAGACAAUUGCCAUUGCAUUAUAAUAAAGGCAUAAGCAAUUUUGUUGAAAGAAGCCUAAAUUUUAGGCAUUUCAUCAAAAUAUGAAUAAAAUAUCUACUAAACUGUCACAAUCCUAAUACAAACUAGUGUAUUUGUACACAAUACUUUUCGGUUGGAAAAGAAUAAUGCUGGAAAUUGCCAUACAUCUGAUGAAUAUUUGAUGGUAAUUAAUUUAAAAAAGUAUUUUUGAAAAUUAUUUAGGACAAUUAUCUGUGCCCUUUGUAUACGCUAAUAAAUAAUCAGUUUUAUGAGGCAUAUGACAUGCAUUAGCUACAUUUUCAAAAAUUAUCAAAAUGCACUCUUAUUAUUAUUAUUAUUAUUUUAUCUGUCUGUACACAAAUGCAAGCAAUAUUGUAAAAGCAGACUUCUUUUAAAAGUUUUAAAUAUAUGAAAACAAAAUGGUCUUUAUUUUCCUUAUGUAUUAAGUUGAUAUCUGAUUGGGGAGGGACAAAUUUCUAUUAAAAUAUGGUAGAGAAAAUAUGUAUACAUUUAUGAUUGAUAAAAUCAUUAAAAAUAUAAACCUUAAAGUUCAAAAUAUAUCAUUUUUUUCAGAAAAUCCAUAGGUUUCUUUGGACUUGUCAGCAUAUUGUAGAAUUUGAGAUGGUAAAUUUCGAGUGUUUCACAAAAGUUGUACACUACGUUACUACGUUAUUUUAACACUCCACAUUGAUACAAAAGAAGUACACACUCCACCUGGGGACCUUGGCGUUGAGGGUGGAGCUAUGCCGGCGGUUAUUGGUAGUGCCUCCCUUGAGGGACAGGUCAAAGGAGAGGGGUCAGACAAAGUACUCCACAGGAGAACCUCAACACCAAGAAGAGAACUCCAGGGGGUAACCCCAGAAGAGAAUUAUGCAUAGAGAACCUUCGGCUUAGCGAAGAUUGCGAAGGGGCUCUGUAGCUUAGGAGAGGAAGGGCAGGCAAGGCUCUUCAGGCGGUGGGAAGCCAAGUCGAUUAGGGGAGCCAACCUCGAUGAAAAAUCCAGACCCUUUCCUAUUUGGAAGUGGUACAAAGGGCUGGUAACCCUUCCACGAACAAAAAUAUAGCUUCAAGCUAACUUAUCACGAAUUUGAUAAGAAAGUUAAGAGAUAAGUAAUAAAGGAUAUAUCCCCAUCUCAAUUUAAAUGUAGCUUUACUACACGCACGUUUUGUUGAAUUCUCCUUUUGCUUGUAAUGGUAAGAGUAGAGGUAAGGGCGAGUUGCUAUUUUGUUAGCAAUGUAGAAAAAUCAUACUAGCAAUUCAUGUACCAAUGCAAAU
This is a messenger RNA of Gryllus bimaculatus (two-spotted cricket), 8414 nucleotides long. The record is from the annotation of a GenBank genome assembly. NCBI's taxonomy places the organism in Eukaryota, Metazoa, Arthropoda, Insecta, Orthoptera, Gryllidae.